UCUUCCCCAAAUUUCCCUUUUAGCUUCCUCCACCGAUUCACCUUCGUUCAGUUCACAUUUGAAUUUACAAUGACUUAAUUAUCAGACCCACUUGAUCUUAACCUUUUUUACCAAUUUUGUUUUCCUCAAAUUCUCGGAUUUUGACUUUUCAAACUCACAAUGAUCUUUCAACUUUUUCUUAUUCUUAUGCGACGACGAACUUAGAGGCAGAAUUAGAAUUAAACUCCUCAGGACUUGGUUUGAUUUUUUGUGGGUAUCGUUUCAAAUGACCAGAGAUGGCGGCCCAAGAGGCCGAAAGAGGGGUUUCUUCAACGGCGAAGGGGUUAUGGAAUUCUUUCACCAUUUAAUGGCGGAGAAGCCUUUUCUUCCAUUUCUGAUACCUUUGGUUCUGAUUGCUUGGUCUAUUGAGAGAUGGGUUUUCUCUCUCUCCAACUGGGUUCCUUUGGCUGUUGUUGUGUGGGCCACUUUACAGUAUGGGAGUUAUCAGCGCCAGUUAAUUGUUGAUGAUUUGAACACAAAAUGGAGGCGACUCAUAACAAACACAUCGCCUGAAACACCUUUGGAACCUUGUGCAUGGUUGAAUAAGAUGUUGAUGGAAGUAUGGCCAAAUUAUUUUAAUCCAAAACUUUCCACAAAGUUUACAUCCACAGUAAACAAACGGUUGAAGGACCGAAAGUCAAGGCUUAUUGAAAAAAUUGAACUGCUGGACUUUUCUCUAGGCUCAUGCCCUCCUAGCUUGGGUCUCAGUGGGACUCGAUGGUCAACUUGUGGUGAUGAGAGAAUCAUGCAUUUGAGUUUCGAUUGGGACACAAAUGAAAUGAGCAUUUUGUUGCAAGCAAAACUGGCCAAGCCACUCAUGGGAACUGCACGGAUUGUCAUAAACAGCCUCCAUAUAAAGGGUGAUCUUGUCUUGAUGCCUAUUUUGGAUGGGAGGGCGAUUUUAUUUUCAUUUGUUACGACUCCUGAUGUAAGAAUAGGAGUUGCUUUUGGAAGUGGUGGAAGCCAAUCAUUACCUGCAACAGAGCUCCCUGGUGUUUCCUCCUGGCUGGUCAAAAUUUUUACAGAUACCCUGGUUAGAACAAUGGUUGAACCUCGCAGGCGUUGUUUCUCUUUGCCAGCCGUUGAUCUGAGGAAAAAAGCUGUUGGUGGUAUUGUAUAUGUGACUGUCAUUUCUGCUAGAAAACUUUAUAGAAGUAGUUUGAAAGGAAGCCCAACCAGAAGGCAACAAAGCUACUCUGCUAAUGGUUCAUUCGGAGAGCAUCUGACUGAUAAAGAUUUGCAAACAUUUGUUGAGGUUGAACUUGAAAAGCUUAGUAGAAAAACUGAUGCAAGAUCAGGUUCAGACCCUCAGUGGAACACAACAUUCAAUAUGAUUUUACAUGAAGAUAUAGGAACUCUACGGUUUCAUCUUUAUGAGUAUAAUCCAAGCCAUGUGAAGCAUGAUUAUCUUGCAAGUUGUGAGGUUAAGAUGAAAUAUGCUGCAGAUGAUUCCACAACAUUUUGGGCAAUAGGACCAGAUUCCAGAGUGGUAGCCAAGCAUGCUGACUUUUGUGGAAAAGAAGUUGAAAUGGAUAUUCCAUUUGAAGGGGCCCAUUGUGGAGAGCUGAAAGUGAGGCUUGUUUUAAAGGAAUGGAUGUUCUCGGAUGGUUCACAUAGUUCUAACAGGUAUCAUGUUAGUCCACAACAAUCUCUCUAUGGGGCGUCGAAUCUUGUUUCUAGCACUGGAAGAAAAAUUAACAUCACAGUCGUUGAAGGCAAGGAUUUACCCACGAAAGACAAAAAUGGAAAGUGUGAUCCAUAUGUCAAAUUGCAGUAUGGAAAGGCUCUCCAGCGCACAAGAACUGCUCACUCCUUCAAUCCAACAUGGAAUCAGAAGUUUGAAUUUGAUGAGAUAGCUGGUGGUGAAUAUCUCAAGUUAAAAUGCCUUACUGAAGACAUCUUCGGCAACGAUAACACUGGCAGUGCAAGGGUGAAUCUUGAAGGAUUAGUAGAAGGGUCGGUUAGAGAUGUAUGGAUUCCUCUUGAAAAGGUGAAUUCUGGAGAGUUAAGGCUUCAAAUUGAAGCCAUCAGAGUGGAUGACAAUGAAGGAUCAAGGGGCUCAAGCUUAGCUCCAACAAAUGGUUGGAUUGAACUUGUUCUACUUGAAGCAAGAGACCUUGUUGCUGCUGAUCUCAGGGGGACAAGUGAUCCUUACGUGAGGGUCCAAUAUGGAAAGUUGAAGAAAAGAACCAAGGUUAUGUACAAAACUCUAAGUCCCCAAUGGAAUCAGGUUUUGGAGUUUCCUGACAAUGGCAGCCCUCUGCUGUUACAUGUCAAAGACCACAAUGCUCUGCUUCCCACAUCAAGCAUAGGAGAUUGUGUUGUGGAAUAUCAAGGGCUGCCCCCAAACCAAAUGUUUGAUAAAUGGAUACCACUUCAGGGGGUCAAAAGGGGAGAGAUACAUAUCCAAAUCACCAAGAGAGUUCCAGAACUAGAUAAGAGAUCUAGUUUGGAUUCAAGAACUAGUCUGGAUUCUGAAAUUCCCAUGAACAAAGCUCAUCAGAUUUCCAGUCAGAUGAAACAAAUGAUGAAUAAGUUACAAACUUUCAUUGAAGAUAGCAAUGUUGAAGGACUUACAACAGCAAUGAGUGAGCUAGAAAGUCUAGAGGAUCUGCAAGAAGAGUAUAUGGUACAGCUUGAAACUGAACAAAUGCUUCUAAUAAACAAGAUUAAGGAACUUGGUCAGGAGUUUCUCAACUCAUCCCCUUCCUUAAGCAGAAGAUCAUCUGGAUAUUAAUCAGAUCCAUUGGAAUCCUCGACCUAGCUAGUUUGCAGUACAAAUCAUGUCUCGACCUGCAUUUUGAGAUUCUGGUGCAAGUGUACAUGUUUUUUAGAAUGAGUCCAUAAAUACGUGUGGACCCUUCAUGUUCAUUUUCUUAUAGGAAUUCUUGUUUCUUCUGAACAAUUGGGAAGAAUUAGCUUCAUUUGUUAUAAGCUAACAGCCACAAAAAAUAUAUAGUGUAGAUGUGGACCCUCUGAUAUAUGAAUACAAUCAUGAUGAAAAGAAAAUGGUGCCCCUCA
Messenger RNA from Benincasa hispida (wax gourd), 3060 nucleotides. RefSeq lists its product as uncharacterized. NCBI's taxonomy places the organism in Eukaryota, Viridiplantae, Streptophyta, Magnoliopsida, Cucurbitales, Cucurbitaceae. The record is from RefSeq and is a predicted model, not a curated record. Gene Ontology annotation, molecular function: lipid binding.